Molecule: messenger RNA, 5588 nt
Organism: Drosophila hydei
Lineage: Eukaryota; Metazoa; Arthropoda; Insecta; Diptera; Drosophilidae
Gene: Bap170
Product: AT-rich interactive domain-containing protein 2
Exons: 4
Coding region: 158-5413 (1751 amino acids)
Biological process (GO): regulation of DNA-templated transcription
Cellular component (GO): SWI/SNF superfamily-type complex
Molecular function (GO): DNA binding
Source: RefSeq, a predicted model, not a curated record
AUUGCAACCCUGCAUCUAAAAGCGCGUCGUCUUCGCGUUGUAGUUGUAUUUAUUGUUGAGUUUUUCUAGUUUUUUAACUAAUAUAAGUGAGUGUGCGCGCAGUAUUAGAGUAUAGAAUGUACAACUUGUGUUGCUUUUCGAUUUAAAUACCCAAAGUAUGACGUCCAUAGAUAGUGUACGCGUGCUGCUUCAGUCUCUGCCAGCAGCAUCGCCUGCUGCUGCCAACAACAACAACAACACACAGCAAAAUGAGUCGACGCCGGCAAAACUUGGCGCUGUGGGAACACCAUUGCGCGCGAGAAAUACACAGCAACAACAGCUACAAGCACAACAGCAGCUAAUUUUUGGAACGCCAGAAAAGUCGCAACCUGGAGUGGCACCUGCAACUGAAGAGCAGCAGCUAAGUGCUCCGGACGAAUUUUGGCGUGAUUUGCAUCAGUUUCAUGAGCGACGCGGCACCCCACUGACGCAGGCGGCCAAGAUUAGUGGCCAAAAUGUGGACUUGUAUCGUCUAUAUCAAGAGGUCACGGAACGCGGUGGCUUUAAUAAGGUCAACAUGCGCGACGAGUGGGACGACGUGUACAGCGCGCUGGACACGCUGCGGGAUCGUUGCGUUAAUGGCACCGCUGGUAUAAAGCAUAUCUACCGUCGCUAUCUGGAUAAAUACGAGCGCCUAAACUUUUUGGGAGAGGAUCCGGACAAGCUGGAAGCCUUGGAGGCGGCCAUCGAGUGCGUUGAACUGGGCGCCAGCGCCAGUCGCGCGCGCUCUCGUGCCUUGGCCGGCGGUGUCAUUGGAGGUGCAGGUGGCAGCUUGACAGGUAGUGGACUGGGAAGCAUUUUUGGCAUGGCACACUCUACGCUGACAGCCGUUCCCAUGGCGUACAAUCAGCGCCAGCACAUGGUGAAUGCGGAUCGCCGUCGUCAGUACAAAAUGUCGACACAGCUGCACAAGCACAGCACCUAUGACAAGCUGCUGUUGUCGCUUCUAUCGCCGCUGCCUAACGAGCAGGAUUUUGCCAUCAAUGUGUGCACACUGAUGGCCAACGAGCCGCGGUCAACUCUGCAACUGACCGAGUGCCCAAAGCUCCUGGAUGUCUUGCUAGCUCACUUGGGCGUCUAUGCGGAUUACAGCAUGCGUCAGCUAUUCCAGCAUGGCCACAACAAUGCGGGCAUGUUGGUGCGAAGGCAUUCGAAACUUAAUUUUUGGCGGGAUUUGCUGUACGAUAAGCCACAAAUUCUGGACUUGUAUACGGAUGAACAAGCAUGGCUGGACAAUGGUCUGAUUAGCAAGGAGAGUGACUGCGAUGAAUAUCUGUUCCAAUCCGAUGAACUCGAUUUCGAGCUAGACUUUUUGAAUCUGCGUCGCAGUCAUGGCACGGACGAACGCAUUGGUCAGCGAGUGCUACAAAUUGUGCAGCUAUUGAGAAGCUUAAGCUUCCAUCAGGAGAACGUCCCGCUACUUGCGUCCAAUCGUACGCUCUGGCGAUACUUGGUCAUGGGCGCCAAUGUGCGCUGGAGCAACAUUCACAUUCAGGCUUUGGAAACGGCUGGCAAUCUGGCGCAGCAGUUCGACUUACUCGAUCCUGCUACGGACGAGCUAUCGCGGAAUCUGCUGGCCACACUUUGCGAGGGUAUCGAAUCGAAUGAUCGUGCCGUUAUAAUCAGCUGCCUGGAGAUACUUUACAAGCUGUGCGGACGCGAGGGCAAUGCCCAGCACAUAAAUCGAUGCCUCGGCUUGGAUUUCUAUCAGCGGGUUAUGCUGCUGCUGUCGCUGACCGAUGUGAUGUUGCUUAUCUUUACCCUGGAGGCGAUCUACGCCUUGAGUACCCUGGGUGCUCGUCCAUGUUCCAUGUUGAUGCAGGUGCGUGGCCUGCUAGAUCAGUUGGUAGCUUUGCUAACUGUCGAGGCGCAGUCGUACGGCGCUGCUGGCUGCAUACUGAUGCGAGUUGUUGAGGUGGUGCCUGGUAACAUAUUGUCUACAUUAUCACAACCUGCGCCCAGCAAUCAGAUGACUCCGUUGAUGACGGUUAAGCAGCCACAGCCUCAGCCACAGCCACAGCCGCCUGCGCCAAUUGUGUCUCUGCCUCUACCAGCACCAACACAGGUGCAAGUGCUGCCGCCACAGCCGGAGACUGUUUCGCUUCCUGUGGCUGCCCCAGCUCCUGUGACUGCUCCUGUUGCCAUACCUGCUCCUAUGCCCCUGCCUAUGCCUGUGCCAAGCUUGCCCCAAGUGCAGCUGCCAGUGCCUAGUUUGCCGCAGGUACAGCUUCCGCCACCGCCCACCCAACAAGCACCAGCUCCACCUGCUCCAAUAUCAGUAGCAGCCACUACAGUUGCGCUGCCUGCAGCGCCAUCAGCGCCGCAAAGCUUUACGCACGACGACGAGACCUAUGCGCUGGCCUGGCUGGGCGCGACCUACGAGCGAGCCGGCAACGGUCAUGAGUAUCGCGUGGAGCAACAGGAGCUGUACACCAUUUACCUAUCGCAUUGCCAGAAGGCGGGUAAACUUUCGGUGGUCAACCGUCUGCAAUUUCCGCGUCUCGUGCGACUCAUCUUCAAUGCAACCGUGGGACCCGCCAUUGUGCGACAGAUGGAUGGCACGGAACUUCCCGGGACGCACUACGUGGGCAUAAGGAUGCGUGCACAACCUUUGCCCAUGCAGCAGCAGCAGCAGCAGCAACAGCAGCAACAACAACAGAAAGUAACAACAAUGCCUACCGCAAUAGCUGCUAAAAAGGAACCAACGCUGACCCCAAAGCCGGACUCAAGUGCUGAAGCGGCCGAGGAAGUGAUUGUCUCGUCCACGCCCAGUUCCUCGCUGAUUAAGAGUCUUCUGGCAAGCAAGGUUAACGAGCGACAGUUGAAGCAAAAGGCGCAGGCGCAGCCGCCCGCUCUUGUGGCCACCACAGCCUCAUCAACUGGCUCGUCAGCCGGACAGCCCAUUAAAGUAACCUCCACGGCAAUUAGCGCCUUUGUUAAUAAUCCGUUGAUGCAGCACACGCCUGUGAAGGUGGGGCAAACCACCAUAAAGCCCUUGCAUCCACAGUUGCCAAUGGAGAAGAAGCCAAUGACAGACUCGGCGCCUCCGCCGCUCGCUCCACUAAGUGGGUCCAAUGUGUUAACAAAGGAUGCGCAAGGGCGCACCGUAAUUAUACAAUCCAAGCGGAAGCUCACCAUCGAUGACGAGCAAAACAAGCGGUUGGCAUUGGACAGCACCAAUGUGGCCACUGGUAAGGAUGAGCCGCAGGUGACGCCCUCCAAGAAUGCUGCCAAUCUCUAUGCAGACUUGGCUGCCUCUAUACUAGAGGACGAGGACUUGGAUGACGUGCCGCCGUUGGCAGCGUCCAGUCAAGAGCAACAGCAAGCGCCACAGCCACAGCCCCAGCAACAACAACAGCAGCAAUUGCAGCAGCAGCAACAACAACAUCAGCAACAGCAACAACAAUUACAACUGAUACCUGCUAAGGUGCACUCGACACAGCGGCAGCUCAUCUUUCCCACUGGCAACUCGGUGGCGCCCCCGCCGCAGUUAAAAUUGGCCACAACGGCCACCAUUAAAACGGAUCAGGGCCUACAAACGGUGCCGGUUAUAUUGCAGCAGAAGACAGAGCAACAGCAGCAGCAGCAGCCAACGCAAACACAGUACGUGCUGGCGACCAAUCAGCAGGGGCAAACUUAUUUGGUUGCUCAACAGUCGGCGCCCGUGGCAGCAUCAGCUAAUGCGCCAGGCACACCCACUCUGCUAGUUGCUCAGGCGCCGCAGCAGCAGACGAAAACGAUAAUCAUAUUGCAGCAGCCGCCGGGAGUGAGCACCAGCAAUGCGCCUGGCACGCAGAAAGUCAUAAUGACGACAGCGCAGGGGCAACAGGUGCUGGUGACGACCACCACAGCACCUGCGGCGGCGGUGCGUCCGGCCACCCAGGUCCAGCAGCAACAGCAGCAAAUUUUUAUAAACCCGCAACGAGCAGUGACCGCCGCAUUGGGCGCGGGUCAAAUGUCGCCCUCUCUGCUCUCACAGCUUAAUCAGAUACCUGCAACCAUAAAGCUGCAUCAGCCGCAACCAGCGCAACCCGCGCAGCUGCAUCGCGGCGGCAUUGUUGCUAGCAAAACAGCGCCCAUACCUCAGCUACAGCAGCAUCAGUCCAUCAUACAGCAGCAUAUCAUCUCGAGCCCUGCAGCUGGCGUAGACAAGCGGCAGCUGCUGCUGGGCGGCAUCAAGGAGACAACGCUCAUUACCCAAACGCCCGCAACGGCUGCCCCGUUGCAGCAGAGUCAACUUAAUUCGCAGACAAUCAUAACCACUCAACCACCGGUGGGGACCACAUCAGUUGUGGGCGCUGCACUGCAGCAGCAGCAGCAGCACAUACGCAACGUGCUGGAGCAACAGCAGCAGCAUCAUCCCUCCAUAAUACAGCAGAAGAUCACGAUGCCCACAGCGCUCACGGAUGCAGCCAAAGUGAAGCCGGUGCCAGCAAUACCCAUUGCCAAGAAACCAAUGCCGCCGCCCACACCAUCUCCUUCUCCUGCACAGCAGCAUCCGGUGCAAAUGCCAGGGCUGAAGCCCAGUCCACAAGGGCAGGUGGUCAGCGUCGAAUCAAAGCCUUCAAUAACAGUUGAAUCAAAGCCAGCGGAGCAACCAACGGCUACAGCAGUAACGGUUGUCAACAAUCCGGUCGCAUCGACGGUUGUUGCCUCAGCAACAACAACAACGGCCACGAGUAUUGUAACCAAUGUGAAUCCUUCAGUGGCGCCAGCUGUGAGCGCCGUACCCGUGGAUGUAAAUUGGCUGUUUAUUUGCGAUUGGCGUAAUUGUCCGCGUCGGAAGUUUAAAUCGCUCAACGAGCUGCAACAUCACGUUUGCAAUGUACACUGUCCGGAUCAUUUGGACUCAGGCGCUGAGAUUUAUUGCCAGUGGGGCAGCGGUCCCAGCUUGUGCGACAAUAUUGCGCGUAAGCGUUACUCGCUGAUGACGCAUCUCGUCGAUCGUCAUUUGGCACUGGAUGAUUUGCGAGCCAGCGUGCAACGGCGUCUUGCUACUGGCAUACAUAAUGUGUCGCCCGCGCAGCCGACGGUGACUAUAGUGCGCAAUGUGGGAAACGCCAAUGCGCCGGCAUCUGCGGCAGCAGCUGCUCCAGCUACUGCAGCCACGGCUGUGGGAACUUCGGCCCUUCAGGCAAUAAAACGGCAUUCGGCUGACUUUCUGAAUUCGAAGGAACUAAUGGAUGAGAACGAGGGUCCAGUCACAAAGAGCAUACGACUUACGGCUGCUCUGAUACUGCGGAAUCUGGUCAAUUACUCUUUGACGGCCAAACGAAGUUUGAAGCGUUACGAGCCGCACUUGGCCAAUGUGGCCUUCAGCAAUGUGGAGGCCAGUGGCGUACUAUCCCACAUACUACACGAGCUGAGUCAGUAAUCUCUCUACGCAGGUCCUACAACAACUAAUCAACUAUAUAUAUAUAUAUUUAUAUAUUGUAUAUGCAUAUACAUAAAUGUAUUUUUCUACACCUCUCGAUGGGUUGCUAAAGAACAUUUUUUUAAACAAAUAAUUCUAUUAACUAACGACACUAUUAAAUGUGAACAAAUUAAAU